UGUAAUCUCAUAUUUGGAAAAAUUCAGAGUAGAAAUAUUUGUACUAGCAUGUGAGAAGGUACUAUUAUACAUAUGUAUAAUCUAAUUGUUUCAAUUUUGAAGAACGAGAUGUUUCGAGAACAUUAUAGUGCUUCCAUAUAAGAUGUUUUGUCAUAGAUGAAAUAACUAGUUUAAAUACAUCUUUAAAAACAAGAUAAAGAGGAUGUAUUGCCUACAGUGGUUAAUUCCUGUGCUGCUGAUACCAAAACCAGUAAAUCCAGCACUACUGCAAACGCAUGUCAUGUUUAUGGCUCUUUAUCUAAUUGGAUUCUUCCUAGAACGAAAACCAUGUACUGUUUGUAGUUUAGUAUUUCUUCUUGCAGUUUUCCUAAUUUGUUAUAGUGGAAUUGGUAAUUGUCUCCUUUGGAGUACAAAUUGUGAUACAGUGAGAUGUGACAAUAGUUAAGGUUAUUAGAAUGUUUAUUCUUAAAUUAAAAAAAUGCCUCCACUUUUAUUUUUUUUAGAAGGAUAUGUCUAAUUAAUUCAUUAAUAACAUAACCUAUUCAUAGAAUUCAUAUAUAUUACAUAUAUAUGAAUCUUAUUAAUAAUAUGCAAAUAUGAUUUUAUAAUCUUAAUUGUAGUUUUUAGGUGUUAUACAUGGUAUAUGUAUUUAUAUAUGUACAUAUAUACAUGAGUAUGUACAUAUAUGUAUUAAUGAUAUGUAUUUAUAUACAAAAAAAUAAAUUUGCUAGGUUACGAAAAGUUUGCAAUUUGAAAUUAAGGAACUUCCAAAUGUAAAAUUAUAAUAGUUUAAUAUUAUAGAAUUAAGAUAUAUUUUUUGUAUAUAUAUUUAUGCUUAAUUCCAUUAAUUUAAUCCUAUUGUUUAAUUAUACACUGUGUAUAACACUUUUUUUAUUUAAAAAUGUUAAUUUUAUUUUGUUAUUGUAUGUUAUUGUAUCUAAAAAAUUAACAUUUUUAUAGUUUAUUUAAUUUGAAUAAAUUUCCCAAACCAUUUUACAAAAACUAUUAAAAUUUUUAAAUGAAUCAUUCAUUAUUUUGUUCAUAAAUUAUUAUAUAAAUAUCAUAAAUUCUAAAUAAAUAAUUAAGCAGAAUAUAAUUGGUAAUUAUUGAAUGAAAAAAUAAAAGUAUUUUACAUUAUGAUAUGAAAAUUAUAUAAAAUUAAUUAUAUAAUAUUUAUAAAUAAUUAUGACAAGCGAUAGAAACAUAUAUUGCGCUAAUACAUUAAUUCAAAACUUCAUUUCAUUAUGUUGAAGACAUUUAGUUGUACAUAAAAUUUACUAAUUUAUAAUUUUUAUGUAUUUAUUUUAUCAAACAUAGUAUAUGGAAAAUGAACAAAAUAUAUCAUGUCUUAUGUUACAAAUAUCUUUUUUCAUUGAAUAUAGGUAUUAGUAUUUCAUCAUAUUAAGAGAAAAUAUGAGAUAUUGAUACAGUAGUCAAAAACAGCUUGAGAAAUUUUACAUUGAAAGUUCAGAAAAUUAUAAAAGGAAAACUUAUGUAUUGUACAAAUAUUAUAUAAAUUCCUGUUUCAUUUGAUGAAAUGGUUACAAGUUUUUUAAUAAAAUUUUUGCAUUAGCUCAAAUUUGUCUGUAAUGUUUCUAGUUAUGAUUUUUUGUUAGAAAUUCGUUUACAUAAUAGUUAUAUUUUAUAAUUGUAUACAACUUGUUUUUUUUGCUUCCAUUUAUAAAUUUAUGUAUUAAUAAUAUAACUAUAAAAUUUGUAAUUGAAUGUACACUUUUAUAAUGCAAUAAAAGAUGUAAAGAAUUAUUAUAAUAAA
Molecule: messenger RNA, 1774 nt
Organism: Apis cerana (Asiatic honeybee)
Lineage: Eukaryota; Metazoa; Arthropoda; Insecta; Hymenoptera; Apidae
Gene: bc10
Product: BLCAP apoptosis inducing factor bc10
Source: RefSeq, a predicted model, not a curated record